AUAAUCUGAAUAUGACUCAUCAACAUUGUGUUUUGGCCGGGCGGCAGUCAAGAUUCAGCUCCACACACAGAGUGGCAGAAUGCUCAACAGGGACCCUGCCAUACAUCCUGGACAAAUGCAAGGCGGCGCUGGAGAAUCUGAACACCGAUGCUGAUUUGAAGGUCCCGUGCUUGAAAUCAUUGGAGGUCGGAGAUAUAACGCAAGUGGAAAAAACUCACAAUGAGGUGGAAUUUGAAUGGCUACGACAGUUUUGGUUCCAGGGGAAACGGUACAGAAGAUGUACUGAUUGGUGGGACAAGCCCAUGGCCAAUCUAGAAGACCUUUGGAGACAAAUGGAGCUCAUGACGAGUCUACUGCUCCGUGAAUUACGAAAAGAAGAACAGAUGGAGGAACAAAGGAAUGAAAAAAUCAGCAGCCUUCUCCCCCUCCUGGUUGAACGACAAGCUCGGCGUCAAGAGUGGCUGGUGAGGUGAGAAAGUGGCAUUGAAUGAGAGCACAGUAGGCCCUUGAUACGUUUAGAAAAA
Thamnophis sirtalis is the source of this 524-nucleotide messenger RNA. The record is from RefSeq and is a predicted model, not a curated record. NCBI's taxonomy places the organism in Eukaryota, Metazoa, Chordata, Lepidosauria, Squamata, Natricidae.